Molecule: messenger RNA, 851 nt
Organism: Tachysurus vachellii
Lineage: Eukaryota; Metazoa; Chordata; Actinopteri; Siluriformes; Bagridae
Product: cytochrome c oxidase subunit 4 isoform 2, mitochondrial
Exons: 5
Coding region: 137-664 (175 amino acids)
Biological process (GO): mitochondrial electron transport, cytochrome c to oxygen
Source: RefSeq, a predicted model, not a curated record
UGUGAUAUAAAUCUGGCAACCCGCAAUAGUUUUAAAGGCUAGGCUCGCGCUCUAGGAGGAUUUGAGGCAACGUUACAUUUUUUAUAUUCGUUCGAUUAUUUGUGGUGUGUUUAUACCCCUGUGUCUCAGUGCAUCCAUGCUGUGCCUGACUGCAGGACGGCUGAGGACGCUGUUGUCCAGAAGGGCAGCGGCUGCUCUCAGCACCACUAGUACCAGGAUGGCCAGUCAUGGCCAGGUGUCACAGCAGACUGACAUGUCUCUACCCUUAUACUACGAUCGUCUGGACUCUCCGCUACCAGACAGACCGUACAACAAUACCCUUACUACUACCGAGAAGAGUUUGAAACAGAAGGAGAAAGGACCAUGGAACAACCUUACAAAUGAGGAGAAAGUUGCCUUGUACCGGAUUAUGUUUAAAGAAACUUAUGCAGAGAUGAAGAAGCCCACCAGUGAGUGGAAGACCGUGCUGGGUGGAAUCUUCUUCUUCAUGGGUUUAACUGGCCUGGUGGUGCUCUGGCAGCGCAUCUAUGUGUAUCCUGAUCCUCCUCACACUUUUGAUGAAGAAUGGGAAGCUAAGCAGGUGAAGAGGAUGUUGGACAUGCGAGUGAACCCAGUGCAAGGUUUCUCUGCUAAAUGGGACUAUGAGAAGGGCCAGUGGAAAUAAAUUUAAAGAGUCGUUCCAACAGCCUCUUCUGUUAAAACCAAGGUGUCUGUCUUCAACUGUCCAUGAAAAUAUCUAAAGAAAAAUAUACUGAAUUAAAUUCUCUCAAACUCUUGAGAGGUGAUGCUCUGACCCAAUUUUUCUGCCAUUAAUUGUUGGAGUAUUCAAUAAACUCUUGAUAUGGAAUAAA